Molecule: messenger RNA, 816 nt
Organism: Cordyceps fumosorosea ARSEF 2679
Lineage: Eukaryota; Fungi; Ascomycota; Sordariomycetes; Hypocreales; Cordycipitaceae
Product: FMN-binding split barrel
Exons: 2
Coding region: 1-816 (271 amino acids)
Molecular function (GO): FMN binding
Source: RefSeq, a predicted model, not a curated record
AUGGCCGACAGCAUCAACCGCAACCCGCACCCGGACUUCAAGACCGUCGAGGCCUCGCGCCCCGACUUUGACGCCUCCGCGCCUCCCUUCCGCUACACCAAGACCCCCGAGCCGUCCUGGGCCUUUGGCUCCGGCCGCAACCGCCUCGCCGACCCCGGCGCCUCCCGGCCGCACGUCGCCCUCGACCCGCACGCCGACGGCCGCCCCGCCGGACUCAACUACAAGCUGCUCAUCUCCGCCGUCACCCCGCGCCCGAUCGCCUUCAUCAGCACGCGCAGCCCCGACGGCCGCGCGACCAACCUCGCCCCCUUUAGCUACUUCAACGUCGUCACGCACGACCCGCCCAUCUUCGUGAUUGGCUUCUCCUCCUCCGUCGCCGACGCCAAGGACACGCUGAGGAACCUGCUGGACUCCAAGGAGUGCGUGAUCAACAUCAUCUCGGAGACGUACCUGGAGGCGGCCAACGCCGCCAGCAUCGACGCCCCGUUCGGCAGGGACGAGUGGCGCCUGACGGGGCUGACGCCCGAGUACGGGUGCGAGACGGUGCGCUGCGCGAGGGUCAGGGAGGCCGUGUUCAGCGUGGAGGCGAAGCUCGACUCGGUGCGCGAGUGGGACAGUCGCGCGAGGCCGGGGGAGAAGUCGGGCACGACGGUGUUUGUUGAGGGCACCCGCUUCUGGGUCCGCGAGGACGCGCUCAACGCCGACAAGAGCAUCGUCGAUCCUGCGGUGAAAGGCAUCGAGCUCACCCGACCCAAGUUCAACGAGGACCUCGGCGGCCUCGAAGGCUACGAGAAGCUCGCCGAGCGCAAUCCCUGA